Paramecium sonneborni is the source of this 1741-nucleotide messenger RNA. The record is from the annotation of a GenBank genome assembly. Lineage: Eukaryota; Ciliophora; Oligohymenophorea; Peniculida; Parameciidae.
AUGAAUUUAAGGACAUUGACUUUUUAAAAUCAAGAUUAAGAGGAAAAAUAUUUAAAUAAAGAGAAAUAAAGAAUUAUAGUCUUAUUUCGAUUAUAAUACUUAAUUCAUUUCCUCAUUAACUUCAUCUAUUUUGUCAACAAUUAAUUCUUUUUGAAAAAUUAAUUAGGAGCUUAUUUUAGAGCGGGAUUUUGCUUAUGGCACAUUGUUUGUAUGAUAUCAUAAGCUAAUAUAAAAAGAAUACAUUAUAAAUAAUUUAUUGCAAUGUCUGAAUUUUUAAGUUGUGUAAUAACUAUUCUCAUAACUUAUGUGUAUGUAUAGGCUUAAUUGAUUAAUACAUAAUGCGGAAAAUAGACUACUUCAUAAACUGUCAGCUCAGGCAUAUAAAUUGGAAUUAUUAUUAUUAGUUAUUUAUUAGUUUGUCCUUUGUGGUUCGUAUAAGGAUUAGUAUUAAAGGCUGCAACAUUUUUAUUUAUAGGAUUAAUGGGAAAUUUGGCAUCAAUAUAUUGGACAUUUUAUGUCCUUUUAUUAAUGAUGUUGGUAUUUUUUAGAUUAUUUGAAUAUUAUAAAAGAAUAGAUUUCUAUACAAUUUGCUAACAAACUUCAAAUAUACAUGCAUGCAAAAACAUUUUUGAUAAAACAAUUCCUAAUUCAAUAUUAAUAUUCACUGAGAAUAAUGAUAAUUUAUAAGAUUCUACUAAAUUAGUGUAAAGAAAUGAAGUUAAUUUAUAGUAAUGAAUUUGCAAUUAAAUAUUUAUAAGUGUCAGAUGAAAAUGAAAUCAUAAAAAAAUUAAAAAGCAUUUAUAUACAAAAUGAAUAAGAAUCUAUUUUGGAUACAUAUAAUUCAUUCGUAAGUAUUUAUGAUGUUUUAUAUUAAAAAAUGGGAUAAUUUGAAGAACAAUUCACUUAAUAAUUAAAUACAAAUUAAACUUCCAUUCUUUAGAACGAAUAUGAUAUAUCAAAUUUAAGUGAUUAUUUUUUAUGUUUUAGAUUUGAUUAUUAAAGUAAAGUAGCAUUAUCUUAAAAAUAAUAAUUAAAAAUGAAGUCACAUUUUGAAAUAAGAUUAUUACAUUGUAUAUGGGAAAAUAAACAUUCUAUUUUAGUUAUUAUGAAUGAUAUUUCUGAAAAAAUUAGAUCAAUACAUUUAAAAGAAUUAGAUCAAUAUAAAGAUAGAUUAUUAGCUACUGUAUCUCAUGAUUUAAAAACUCCAUUAAAUGGUAUGAUGAUUGGUAUUAAUAUAAUGUAAAAUAUCUUAUAAUAACCAUCAAGUAUAAUGAUUAAUAAUAUUAAAUAACUUUGCUCUCAUCUUGAUGAAUUUAAUUAAUCUGGUUAAUUAUUGUUAUCUAUGAUUAAUGAUUUACUUGAUUAUAGUUAAAUUAAUAAAGGAUAUUUAAGAUUAACUCCAAAGUCAUUCAAUUUGAAUAAUACAUUUAAAUUUAUUAAUUCUUUAUUACUUCGAUAAUCUAAUGAAAAAGGAGUUUAAUUGAUUUGGAAUAAUAAAGUAGAUCCAAACAACUCCGAUUAAUUUACUGAUGAAAAUAGAUUAAAAUAAGUCUUAAUUAAUUUAGUUGCCUAUAUACACAAGAAAUAAGAAAAUUUGAAUAAAUGUAAAAAUUAAAUUAAUCUCUUAUUAUAAUUGUUACUGCUUUUACAGGAGUCGAUGAUAAAAUUAAAUCUUAAAAAUGUGGAGCUAAUGAUCAUCUAGAUAAACCUUUAAAUAUGGAGGAUUUAAAAUAAGCUAUGA